GACUAAUGAUAAUUGUCCUGAUGAGUUUUAUGUCUUUUCUGUGUAGAAAAAAGCAGAUGGGCGAGCAGCAACGCUUCAGCAGACUGUCCCAGCUCGAGCCACAGAACAAGGAGAAAAGAGAGAGAAAACCUCUGUAGAUAUAGCCAAACUACAAAAUGAGAAGAACGUACAGAAGAAGGCAGAAAAAGUAUUUGCAAAGGUUCUGGGAGGUCAGAGGAAUGAUAAAGGCAAGAAGAUGUGUAGUCCAGAGCAUCUUCCAGUGAAGAAGACGUCAUCUGCUCAGGGGUCAGUCAGAAGACAGAAGGAAUCUUGGGCUGCAAGAUUAUCUUCCACAUUCGCCUCGCCUCCCUCCGUUGAGAAGAUGAGAUCAGGCGAAAAACUAACAACCAACUUGAGAGCCAAUGCCACACCGCUCCGUUCUCUGUCCAUCUCUCCAAUCGAAGCUGACUCUUCUCCACUACAGCCUCUCGGUUCUCUCAAAGCCUUCUCUCUCUGUAAAACCUCAGGGAAUAAAGCUGCUGUGAAACCACCAUCUCACACCAUAACACCUGUUUCCACAGCCUCAAGAGGCUCUAAGCGGAUUGCACCUGCUGCACAGGUGGAGUUGAGUCCAGUCCCCUCAUUACUGACCCCUACUCAACCCCUGGAGAAAUACUCCCGGCCCUCUCCACACAUCCCUCCAGACCUCCAGGAGGAGAGCGGUGUCAUGGACAAAACCAGCCCAGCAUCGUUUGAAAGGAGGUCUGUCAUUUCUGUGACAAUGAGUCAAUCUUCUCACAUAUCUGUGAGCAACAUGGCCCUGAUGUGCACUGAGCUAGAGGUACAGCUUUAACAGUUUAUUUCUGAGCCCAGUUACACUUCUCAUAGAACUACAUUUCAGUAACACACCACUUCACUCUUGUACGACUUAUAGAAAACACCAGCAAGCCAGAAAGGAAGUAAGGUUGAGAGACUAGAAUUUAAGUCAGGUGAAGCGAUUUUUUGACCAUGUUGUGUUUUUUUGUUAAUUUUUUUUAAUAUACAAAAAUAAGCAUCUUUCUUGUACCAAUUGCUAAUCAGGUCCAACGGCCGUCCACAAGCAUCUCACCCUGAGCCACUCCGCUAGUCUUUCAGAGAGAGAUGAGGACAGUGAGGAGGACAAAGAGAAUAAGGCUCCUUCUCCCUCGCAGCUAGCUCUGAAAAUGAAGCCUAGAAAGCUGUUUGUGCCUACUAAUAAAUCCUUCACUCCUAGUAAGGGUAUUUAUCACCUUAUAAAAAAAGAUUAAGUAUCAUCCUAACUAGGCAUGGCGUGGCAAGUUACCAGCAUAAAGUAUUAUUUCCUUGUGAUAAUACCAGCCAAUCAGAACAUAUUUAAUGUUUAAUAUAAAGCCAUGAAAAGCUAGAUUGAGGACCAAUAAGAUUUCAUUGUGGGCGGAGCAACAAGCAUGAUACAGCAAAAAAAGAUACCAAUCAAACCUUGUUGAGUACAGGAACUUUGAUUAACUCAAAAAAUUUAAAUGUGACUGAUUUAUCAUUUGAUGUUUUAUAACGUGAAACAAUCAGAGUAGGUCUCUAUAUAUACAUAGCACAUUACUGAAUUUUUCAAUUUGGCAGACAGUUUUACUGAAUGUGCAUCUCAGUUUCUCGGACACAGAUUAAUCCCAGUCCUGACUCAUCAGACACUGUUAUUUUUGAUGCUGUGAGUGAUGUUGUGUUGCCUCAGGCCCCAAUACUAAAUCACUGAAGGAGGAUCAGAGCAGCUCAGAGGAAGAAGAGGAGGACAUAGUCACAGAGAACGGGAGAAGAAAGAGACGUUACCAGAGAGGCCUGAAUAAAAGGGCCAAGGAAACAACAAUAUCCACUGAAGAAGUGGAGACCCUAUCAUCUUGUACAAGGUCCAGCUGCAGGCAUGCCAGUGUGGAGGGAGACAUAGACCUGACCCAGCCUGCUCAGCAGGUGGGCUUUAUCUGCCAUCAGUUCAGCUCAGAGCUUAAGAGGAAGAUCAAGAAUCGUUGCAGGACAAUGGAUCUUUACACCGGGCAGACUUUGAAGACCAUAGGGCAGCACAUGUCAUCUGUCAGCGUCCAAGUGCACCAGUACAGUACUCAGAGGCUGGAGAAAGUUAAAAAAGUCCUGUUGAGCGAAAUAGCAAACCUGGAGCAAGAUGACAUUGCUCUGCGAAGCAUGGAAGAGGAAUUGACGACUUAUUGGGAGAAGCAGACACUGGCCUUCCACGCUUACCAAGAGAAAGGAACCAAGAGAUUACAGCAGUUGAAAAGCACCAUUCAGACGGACGUGUGUGACAGUCUAGAGUAUGAGAAACAAGUCUUCUCUGUGGAGAUGUCUUUGAUGAAGAAGAGCAUGACUUCAGUUCAGGAGCGUUUCUUCAAAGAAAUACACGAGGAAGAGUUGACGAGUGUGCGGAGAGGACUGCAAUCCUUGUUCUUCCCUGACGCAUCGAGGUUCUGACCUGAGGGAUAAAAAUUACCGUUUGAAAAUUACUUUAAACUAUACCUAAAACCUGUUUGUAUGCUUAGAUAUUAUUAAUGUUGUGUUCUUUUAAAAAAGCAUUACUCAAAAGGUUUAAUAUUUGUACACUAUGCUAUUUAUUCUGGUCUCCUUGAAACAAUGGUUGGCUGUACAUAGUUUUAGCGCACAUAUUUGCUUGUGGUUUUUAAUAUAAAUAAUGAAUAGUUUAAAAAGCGAAUAAUUAAUUGUUAUAGGUAAUGUAAGAACAAAUGCAUUUAUUUCUAACAUCCCACCUCAUAAAAAUCAACUUUAGAUGCAUGUGCGCGGAAAUUAAAAAGGGAUGCUACAUUCUAAAAAAAAGUUUUUUGCCUUUACACUAGCUGAAUAAGCUAACUUCGUGGGUUCAAUUGAAGGGAGAUGUUGAAAAAUAAAGACAGGAAAAAUUACUAAA
This is a messenger RNA of Carassius gibelio (silver crucian carp), 2899 nucleotides long. RefSeq names its product synaptonemal complex protein 2 (gene sycp2). The record is from RefSeq and is a predicted model, not a curated record. Lineage: Eukaryota; Metazoa; Chordata; Actinopteri; Cypriniformes; Cyprinidae. The transcript has 10 exons. Bases 2002 to 2448 code for a protein of 148 amino acids.